Molecule: messenger RNA, 404 nt
Organism: Alosa sapidissima (American shad)
Lineage: Eukaryota; Metazoa; Chordata; Actinopteri; Clupeiformes; Clupeidae
Gene: msmb
Product: beta-microseminoprotein
Exons: 4
Coding region: 39-386 (115 amino acids)
Source: RefSeq, a predicted model, not a curated record
AAGCACAUCUACUGAAACUCCUCUCUACUACUACCACCAUGGGUUCUUUCCUUAGACUGUGCACUUUCCUGUGCUUCGUUGCUGUGAUUUCUGGCCAGUGCUUUUUUGAGCCACUAGUGAUUGAAAACAUCAACGAACUACCAACAGGUUGCCAGGACAGAAAAGGGGAUAUCCAUCCAUUUGGUUCUAACUGGGUGACUGAGAACUGCUAUUCCUGUGACUGCACAAAGGGUGGCGCUGGUUGUUGCAACACAAUCCCGAAUAUUGUGGUGAUGCCUGAAGAUUGCCAGCAGAUAGUGGAUAAGAAGACCUGCACAUCCAAAGUGGUGCUGAAGUCAGACCCAUCCGUUGAAUGUCCUGGUGGGAUUUCUGCUGUGUUGAAAUAAACCAAAAUCAUAUUUUAA